CAUUGCGCUGCACGUUGAGGCUCGAGCAAUGAGCAUGGAGAUGGACGCGCAGCUGGAGGCCCGGCUUGCACUUGUCCGCAGACAAUACUUCCAGCUCGUAGAGCCAAGCCUAAUAUCGCUGCCCGCAAAAGAGGUGCUGAAGAGUGCAAAAGUGCAAUCAUGGCUCUUCCAGCAGCUUUUCGACGAGGAGCAAGUGCAAUAUCUGCCGCCGCCCAGAUACCAGCUCCGACUGCUGAAGAGAAUCACGCGGCUGAUUGAGCAAGCAAUCACGGAUCCGGAAGAAGAUGAAAUAUCAGACAGUCUCAUGGCGACGCUGGCACGGCUCAUGGGGGCAAGUCUGCCGUCGGAAGCAGAGGCAGCGCAAGAAAAGGCGUUUGUGACGUACAACUUCACGUCGUCGUCGUCCUCGUCAGACAAUGCAUGCCCGUCCAUCGACCGCCCGGUCACACUACUCGAGUCCCGGGCAGUGAUAUCCGGGUCAGGCACGACGGGACUGCGGACGUGGGAGGCGGCUCUGCAUCUCGGGGCAUAUCUCACGACCAGAGAAGGGCAGGCGUACGUCAAAGACAAAACCAUAAUGGAGCUCGGGGCAGGAACAGGGCUGGUAUCGAUCCUGGCAGCCAAGCACCUGGGCGCGAAACGUGUUGUCGCAACGGACGGGGUGGAGAUUGUGGUAGAUGCGAUCAGGGACAACCUGUUCCUGAACGGUCUAGACGACAGUGGACGGAUUGAGGCAGCGGCGCUGAAGUGGGGAUCUCCAUCGGCGAUGGGGGCGAUGGGGGAGGACUACGCGGUGGCCGAGCUGGACGUGGUUGUGGGUGCAGACGUGAGUGUGAUUCCAGCAUUGGUCAGCACGAUUGGACGGUUGAUGGAGUGGAGGCCAGAGUUGCAGGUAUUGAUGGCGGCGACGAUACGGAAUGAGGCAACGUUUGAGGCUUUUGUUACAGCGUGCAUGUACCACCAGCCUACAAGAAUGCUGGCUAGUCCUACUGUUCUGCUAAUCACCAAGCACCGAAUAGGGAAGCGAGGAUUUGGACUCGGGGAAAUCAACUUUGUAGCCGCAACAGAGCAGCAGCAGCAGGGCCCAUUCUACAGCACAGCGGUUGGACUGCGAAUCCUCCACAUUUCAGCAGCUGCAGCGUUGUCUGCUGGCGAUCAGGGCAUGCAGCUAUAA
Pseudovirgaria hyperparasitica is the source of this 1174-nucleotide messenger RNA. RefSeq lists its product as uncharacterized. NCBI's taxonomy places the organism in Eukaryota, Fungi, Ascomycota, Dothideomycetes, Acrospermales, Acrospermaceae. The coding region runs from base 29 to 1174 and encodes 381 amino acids. The transcript is spliced from 4 exons. The record is from RefSeq and is a predicted model, not a curated record.